Molecule: messenger RNA, 2037 nt
Organism: Candida albicans SC5314
Lineage: Eukaryota; Fungi; Ascomycota; Pichiomycetes; Serinales; Debaryomycetaceae
Gene: IFA14
Product: Ifa14p
Exons: 1
Coding region: 1-2037 (678 amino acids)
Source: RefSeq, a predicted model, not a curated record
AUGGCUAUACCAUAUAUUGAUAUCAAUCUUUUUUUAUUAUUAUCAAGAUUUCCUAAUGAGGUUCUUGAUCACAUCAUCAGCUACAUACCUAAGUGUAUGUUGCCUGAAUUAUUGUACUUUCGGUCAAUUAAGCCUUUUGUGGAGUACCGAGUAUUAAUGAAUGUUGCUAUCAAAUUUCUGGUGCAACGCCAUAGAAGAAUGGACGCAUUUGGUUACGACUACAUUUGGUGUGAUUGUACAGGUUUCAAAAUAACACUCAAUAAUUUGAAAAUUGCCAUAAACAGAUUGCACAUAUUUCCACACAUUAUUCAUUUUGAGUAUAUAAACGAUUUAAUGGACCUUGUGCAUUCUUACCCUGACCUUGGGAGGAGACUUUUGAAAAUCAAUGGCACUUUUAAUUCUUUUGAUUUUCAAAAUUUAGAAAACCUUAUGACGCUUAUGGAUCAGUCCCAAAUCAGAUUUGACACACUAGCAUUAUCUAACUUCAAUUAUUCAUUUCCGCUACCUCCUAUAGCAACAAACUUGUCGUUGUUCAAUUGUUUAGUGGCAGAUUACAUGAUUCAAGGUUUAAGAAAGCUAAACUUGGUUAUAGAUCAUCCUAGUAUUCAAGAUCGUAUAGUUACUUUUCCUGAUUCUUUGGAAGAGUUGCUAAUUGAUACAAGUGUUAAUAUUAGUGUGAUUCCAUCCCCCAGUUUGCGUGAAUUAAGCUUAAUCACAUUUUCAAAUAAUGUAAAUUUCAUGUUUCAAGAAAUGUCUAAGCUUGAAUAUUUGUGGAUACAAAUUCCAGAUUUUGAAUCCUUCAAUGACAUCGGAAUAGUUGCUCCAAAUAUAAAUACAUUAGAAUUGCUGGAUUGCUAUCAUAUGAACAAUUUUGGGGAAUUGACCCAGUUCCAACAUUUAAAACAUUUAAAAAUAAAACGCUGUGCUUUCCCAAUUGGUUUGUUUGAAGAGUUCCAGUUCCCUGAACUUGAGAUAUUUACUUAUAAUGGACAUGAUAGGGUAUAUCUAAAAGAUGCGUACAACCCACGGUUACCAUUUCCUCAAAAUUUGAAAUGUUUAUCAAUCAAAUCAUACGAUCUUGACAGCAUUCAUCCUUAUAACUUAGAAUUACCCGCUGGAUUGGAACGUUUAGAGCUUAUGUAUUUAACCUUUAGCGAUGGUUAUUUCCAUUUCGGUGACAAUUUACGAUAUAUUCGUAUUUAUACACCAACACUCACAUUUCAUGAAGAUUUUCGACUUCCACAAUCAGCUCAAGAAUUCAUAUUGAAUGCGGAUUGUUUAACAUUUGACAGACUGUACUUCUUACACAAGCUACCAGAAAAUCUUGUUCGUUUGCAUUUGAUUGCUAAUAAACUAUGUGUGAUGAGGCCAAUAACAAAAAAAAUUCAAUGGCCCUCAAUGUUGAGUAGUUUAUAUCUCAAGGGUUUUGCUAUUAAUUCUGGGAUACUAAAACUUUUGAAUCUCAGACAAACAUGUCUUGAAGAAAUUACUAUCUGUGGAGGGUAUGUACCCAUAUUGAGUGAAGAAAUGUUUCCAGUUAGUGUUAAAGAACUAACUUUACAACGAAUGGGAAUCCGCUCCUUGUCGUCUUCUUUUAAAAGUUUAAAAAAUCUACAAAGGCUAUCAUUGAUAAGAAAUAAUCUCAAAGAUAUAUCUUCUGUCAGAUUACCAUUGGCCACAUUAAAAAGUUUGGAUUUAAGUUAUUCUCAUGUUCCUUUGUUAACACCAUUCUUGAUUGCUUUUCUGUCCGAGAAGUAUAAAAAUGCUGAACUUGAGGUAGACGCUAGAGGGAACCAGGAAAUAGACAUUAACGAUGUGCUAAUGGCAAUGCAAGAAUAUAGAAGGCUCUCGGUAUGUCUCAGCAUGAUUAAUGGUACUAGGACACAACUACCCAUGGAUCCUACGCGUUUGGAGUUUGUAUAUGAGAGUUUUGAUUCUUAUCAUGAAAGAUAUGAAAAUAGCGACAAUGAUCCGGAUGAUAUGGAUAGUGAUGGUGAGGAUGAUGAUGUUGAGAGGAGAAGAAUGGGGUUACAUUAA